CAGCCUCCGUCACUAUACCACCCUCGCCAUAAUGUCUUCCUACAACCUCACACCUCCCCGCCGGAUCACAGCGUCCAAUCUCCCCCUGCCCUCCAACCUCCGUGGAGAUGAGCACGCCGAGCCUGGCGUUGAGGUCAAGGUCGACAGCCUGAAGGCCGACUCCCUUCUCGACGGCACCUUGAUGCGUUCUGUGGUAGCCACCAGCAAGCAAAUUCCCACAAGCAACGACGGCCAUGGUGAACUGCCCCUCGACAAGGUCCCAGGCAUGGGCAUCGUGCUCCCGGGCGGGCUGAACAUGUACUACAUAGACCUGGCGCCCAACACCGAGGGCACCAUGCACCGGACGACGUCGACCGACUACCUGGUGCUCAUCUCCGGCACGCUGAGCCUCUUGACACCCGCGCCCGAACCCUACCAAGUCAAGGAUGGGGCGGCUACGUACGGUGAGGCCGUUGAGACCGUGUGCCAUGCCGGUGACGUGGUGGCCCAGCGAGGGAUGAUGCACGCGCUCUCUAACCGCACGGACGUGUGGGUUAGGCUGCUUGCUGUUGUGCUGUCGUCCGACACCAACAAAGUUCCUAUUGAGGGCACUGGCGGCUACAAGGAGCUGCAUGAUGCUUGGAUUGGAUAGCUUAGAUGGAAAUGGAAGGGCGACACAAGCAAUUUGGCGAGGGACGAUUUGAGCAUACGAGAGCUAAAUAUUUUGACUUCCCAGCAUGUUCGACAGAAGACGUCGACGAGUUUUAAGCGGCGUGGAAUAUGUGUGCAAUCUAAGCGGC
Molecule: messenger RNA, 779 nt
Organism: Chaetomium fimeti
Lineage: Eukaryota; Fungi; Ascomycota; Sordariomycetes; Sordariales; Chaetomiaceae
Exons: 3
Coding region: 32-631 (199 amino acids)
Source: RefSeq, a predicted model, not a curated record